CCUCACACUCCGCCUCAAUCGCCUUACCCGGUGAGCGGAUAACACAUUGAACUGCGAGAUAUGCCCCGAAUCGCGACCAAAUCGUCGAAUCGAGCGGCGCGGUUCGCCCCCUUCCCCUCGGGAUCGCCCACUCCGAGCGACGAUACGGUCGUCUCCAGCGGGCGGGCCUCCCGCCGAAGCUCAGAUACCCGCUCGCGGAGGAGUAGCACGCGGUCUAGUCACGUCGAGGACGUCACACCCCGUGGGGAGAGCUCGGAAUUGGACAACGAUGGGGAUGAUGAUGAGAAUGGAUCAGAUGCUCCGGUCUCGCCCGCGCCUCCUACCGUGACGCAUCUCUUUCUUAACAACGAGCAUGUCAUGUCCAAGUCGCAGAGCUGGAGCAAUGUUCUAGAUCCGGUCUCGCAGAGUUUACUAUGUAGGGUUCCUGGAAGUACACUGCAGGAAGUCCAGAGGGCUGUUCAGGCAGCACAGGAUGCUCAGCCCGCCUGGGCGGCGCUGGGGUUCCAGGUGCGGCGGGAGCGGCUGUUGAAACUCGUGGAUGUACUCCGGCAGAUGUCGCCGGAAAUAGUGACAUGUUUAUCCCGCGAGGUGGGGAAGACUCUCGCCGAUGCCGACGCCGAGGUUUUCCGCGGGCUGGACUGCAUCCACGCUGCCUGCUCCGUCGGGCCGGAAAUGGCGGGCAUGUUCCUCGGAGGCGAUGCCACCUUGCUGCAGACUUUCUACGAACCGGUGGGCGUCUGUGUCUCCAUUACUCCCUUCAGUUUUCCCUUCAUGAUCCCCCUCUGGUCGUUACCCUAUGCCCUGAUCACAGGGAAUACCGUGGUAUUAAAGCCGUCCGAGAAGACACCUUCAACAUCCGCCUUACUGGCGGACGCCUUUCUUCAAACAGGGUUCCCGCCCGGGGUGUUCAACAUCCUGCACGGCGGCCCUUCGACCGUCCAGAUGCUGAUCCACCAGCCCGCCGUCCAGGCCAUCAGCUUCGUCGGGUCCGAACCUGCCGCGCGACAAGUCCACGACCUUGCACGCGCCGCCGGAAAGCGCAUCCAAGCCGAGUGCGGCGGCAAGAACCACGGGGUCAUCCUCGAGGACGCCAACAUGACGUCCACGCUCUUCGCCAUCGCCGGCAGUGCCUUCGGGGCGGCCGGCCAGCGGUGCAUGGCGCUCAGCGUGGCCGUCUUCGUGGGCAGCACGCGCGAGUGGAUCCCCAAACUGGUCGAGCUGGCCGAGUCGAUGGUCGUGGGCUGUGGGGGCGACCAGAAGUCCAAGAUCGGGCCGCUGAUCGACGAGGCCGCCCUCAAGCGGGUCAGCGGCGUCAUUCAACGUGCGGUCCAGGAGCAAGCCCGGGUGCUUCUGGACGGUCGCGAGAUCCAGGUCCCCGGCUACCCGGAUGGCAAUUUCAUGGGGCCGACGAUCCUGACCGAUGUCGAGACGUACAUGGAGUGCUACCAGUCGGAGAUCUUCGGGCCGGUGCUCAUCUGCAUGGAGGUUGAGACUUUGGAGGAGGCGAUGGAGCUCAUUAAUCAGAAUAUAUAUGGCAACGCAUGUUCCAUCUUCACCACCAGUGGUAAACACGCCAAUACAUUUCAACGCGGCGUCAAUGUUGGGCAGAUUGGGGUCAACAUCCCGCUAAUAGCCCCGUAUGGCACCGCUGUGCGGACGAGCAACAAGGAUUCGUUCCUAGGAGACCGUCAUGCUCCUGGGAAGACGUACUGGCCCUUCUUCACCACGACCAAGACCGUUUCAUCACGCUGGGAGCAGUAGACUGUGCUGUUGAGGCUGAACGGUCAAUUAUCGGGGAAAGUCGACUUGAUCACUUGAUCAUCAAGUGGACCUCAAGAUAGAAAAGAGGAUGGUGAAGGUAAACACUAGCUAGGUUAAUUAUUGGUCUGGUCUGGUCUGGUCUGGUACGUGUAGUGCCACUACAGUGGCAUAUCUAGUCACUACUAGCGGAGGAGUCCGAACCUGC
Aspergillus japonicus CBS 114.51 is the source of this 1966-nucleotide messenger RNA. RefSeq names its product methylmalonate-semialdehyde dehydrogenase. The transcript is spliced from 8 exons. The record is from RefSeq and is a predicted model, not a curated record. NCBI's taxonomy places the organism in Eukaryota, Fungi, Ascomycota, Eurotiomycetes, Eurotiales, Aspergillaceae. Gene Ontology annotation, cellular component: mitochondrion. Gene Ontology annotation, molecular function: methylmalonate-semialdehyde dehydrogenase (acylating, NAD+) activity; malonate-semialdehyde dehydrogenase (acetylating, [NAD(P)+]) activity. Gene Ontology annotation, biological process: L-valine catabolic process; thymine catabolic process. The coding region runs from base 61 to 1761 and encodes 566 amino acids.